AGAGAAAGGUGAAGAGGAAACCCGCAACAGCCCGCCGCCAUUUCACGAAACAACAGCGCGAAGAACACAGCGAAAAGUCACGGAUUUACAGCUGAAAUUCAACGUUUUUACACAAAUUAACUGAUCACUUCUUAUAAAUUAGCGCCGAAUAUCGUGUUUGUGUCGAAUAGUCGUCGAUUUAACCAAUUCUGAGGCGGAAAAGUGGUGUUUUUUUGUUGCUAAGUGGCCGCAAACAUGAGCUACGGUAGGCCCCCGCCGGACGUGGAGGGAAUGACCUCGCUCAAAGUGGACAACCUCACGUACCGGACCCUCCCCGAGACCCUGCGCCGCGUGUUCGAGAAGUACGGCCGCGUGGGGGACGUGUACAUCCCGCGGGACCGGUACACGAAGGAGAGCCGCGGCUUCGCCUUCGUCCGGUUCUUCGACAAGCGCGACGCGGAGGACGCCAUGGACGCGAUGGACGGGGCGCUGCUGGACGGGCGGGAGCUCCGGGUGCAGAUGGCGCGAUACGGACGCCCCCCUGACCCCAUGUACGGCCGCAGCGGCAGAGGCUCCGCGCCCAGGAGGUACGGAGGAGGAUACGGCCGCAGGAGCAGGAGCCGAUCGGACAGUAGGGGGCGGCGCAGACGUAGCCGUUCUCGCAGCAGGAGUCGUUCUCGGUCUCGCUCUCGUCGCUACAGCCGCUCCAGGUCCCGGUCCUACUCCAGGUCUAAGUCCCGGUCCAGAUCCAAGUCUAGGUCGAAGUCCAGGAGCAGAUCCAAGUCCCGCAGCAGAACCCCAGCUUCCAACAAAGGCUCAAAGUCCAGGUCCAAAUCCAGGUCUAGAUCCAAGAGCCGACCCAAGUCCCCAGAAGACAACGGAACAGAGUCUUAAGCCCCCACUGAGCCAGCUGCUGCUGGAGUGGAGCAGAGGAGGAGGAGGGUGGUGUGGUGUGAGAGGAGAGCAGGUAGAGAGCAGACGUCCAGGGACCGUGGCUCCUGCCCUGAGCUCCUGAGCUGAGCAGCAGAGCGGGGGGUGGAGCAGGAGCAGGCUGGUGGUGUGUGAGGUCAUGAUGGUGUGGUGAGGUACGUUCAUGGGGCCACAGGAAGGGGGCGCUGCACUGUGACGCCUAAAGGUUUGUGCUCUCACAUCAAAGGGAGGAGCGCUUUUUAGCUCCGUGGGCUGCAAAUGUAGGGGCCAAUAAUCUGUACUUUACACACGAAGGGCUGGGCAAUAGGAAAACGCCAAAUUUCCCUCUAAGGUAAGGAUGUAUUUAGAAGUAAAGUCGCGAUUGGGUCGACUUUUCAGAUCUGCAGUUAGAAUCUUUUGUUGACGGACUCGUUUCAGGAGAAGCCGAGACUUUAAAUUAGAGGUUAACCAACUUCCGAGGAAAUGCAACUUCUGGAAACAUUUAAAAGUAGUCGCUUUCAAGUUGUAGGAACAAUGUGUUGGCGUGGGACUAAACGCCUACAGUUUUCCCACAACCGCAGUCCAAAUGUGUCGUUCAACCGGACAAAGCUGUGACGACCAAACAGACGGAGAGAGAUCUGAAACGCCUUCUACUCAGAGGAGUUUAUUUUAGUGUUUAGGCCCACAAAGUAGCACCUACUGAAACAUUACAGCUGAUGUCGGCAACAUUCCCUAGGCGUGUGAUGCUAACCGUAGGCACUGCUAGGUCUGAAAUUCUGUUACUCCAGAUAGACGUUAAUGUGACUUUACACAAUCUGACCAUAAAGAACUGGUACAAACUGGCAUUGACCAACAGUUUUUCAGUUAGUCACUCGUCUUUUUUGUUAAAUCUUUUCUCUUUUUUGGUAGUGUUUGCCAACGUGUGCAUUGUGUCACCACGGCAACUGCUGAACAUUCUGCCAUUCACUCGCAUGUAGUAGAACCCGUCCUUCCCCUUUUUAGUACACGAGGUCUUUACUGUAGAAAUGGGAUACUCCAGUUUGGAUGGAAGGAGGAUUCUGAUACAAACUGUCCGUGUGGUUAUGGAUCUGGACUCGCCGCAGUGACAGGAGCCGUAGACACGUCGUUAUCGAUGAUACGGUCGGAAGUGCCCAGCCCUGGUCAGCCCGGCUCAGGCCUCAUUCUCAGCCGCUCUCUCUCGUCUCUCGCUCCCUUCACUCACUCGUUUUCCGUUCUGUCUUUUUCACAGAGCUCUGCGGACCCAAGGACGCCACGACUAAAACCCAACCACGCUUCCACUCACCCAGCCCUGAAAGGUUACUGGAGCUCGCUCUAUUUUAUUGAUAAACGUGAUUGAUUUCUGCAUAACUAAUUCUGUCCAUCCUAAACAAAAAAAAAAAAAAAAACUGUUUGCAAAAUUGAGACUAUUCACAAUGUAUCGCUUUACGUAUUUUUAUUUGACUCAAUAACGUUGUUCUUGUCAAUAAAGUUUUGUUGUUUUUUUUUUUCAAUUCUUUAACCUUUGAUAUGAGACAUGAUUUUGUUUUGGCGAGACGUUCUCCGAAAGUGGUGUAAUAGUUUCAUUUGGUGAUGAUUUUCAUGUUGUAUCAAUAGGGAGACGUCAAAUAGGUUGCGUUCACGUGACAUCAGGACAUCGUAGAGUCCCCCGUAGUUUAACCUGAGCUGGAGACGGGUCAGAAUCCUCAGGUGGAGUCGUCCGUGUAACUGUCAGACGCAGAUGUGUCGACCUGGUUUAUGGUUAAUAUCUCUGUAAUUACUGGGCUUAUCCACAUGAAACGAAGACUGACAUAAAGUUCGUCUUCUGUCAGUAUAAAUAAAGAAAAAUUAGCUUAUUUUUUUCCACAAUAGCUUCAGAAAGUGGUGCCGUUAUUCAACCACAAAGACGUGAUCGCUGUCAGUUGAAAGGACUUAAAGCCGUAAGAUCAGAUGGGUUCAAAGUUCAACAUCUGUCAGCGUAAAUAAACUGUUGUAUUAAAAAGUAGCUGUCAUUCUUUCACAAAGGAGCAGUUUUCAAUAUCUGCUGCAUUUGUUGGCUUAAAAAAAACAGAUUAAGUUCAACAUUUUGGAUAAGUCUUUCAAAAACCAAAGGCCCCUCUCUUCGAAAUCUCAUCAGACUUUAGACACGUCGUGAACGCAGCCUAUUGUUAGCAUAGCAUUUGCGCUCCUGCCUGACCUCUGACCUCUAACCUGUGUUUAUCUCUCGCACUAGGCCCAGAGUUGGCGCAGUUGUAGCAGUAGCAGAUUUGGUGGUUAAUGCAGUUUGGUGAACGUGAUGCUGCCGGUUUGUACGCUGUGCCAGGUCCACUCUUUUACCGUUUCUCUUCUCUCUUCCUCCUUCCGGACAGACGGGAUCCCCACGCUCUGGAACGGGCCUUUUGCGGUCACGUGUCCCGCUUCGAACACGCUUAAGACGGACCGCGCACUUCUAAUCAAUAAUAUUAGCUUGUUAUUGCGCCUUGUUUUUUUUGUUUUUUUCUUUGGCUAAAGGAGCAGUUUUGUCCGGACACGGGACGAUAUUGAAAUUUGAUUUGAUUAUUGCGAUUAACGAUAAUUAUUCAAGUUGCUGACAGUUUAAAAUGUGGAUAAGGUGACCAUAUUUUCCGGAGUAUAAGUCGCACCGGCCAAAAAAUGCAUAAUAACGAAGAAAACCCCCCCAAAACAUUUCAUAUAAGUCGCACCCCCAGCCAAACCAUGAAAAACGUGCGGCUUAUAGUCCGGAAAAUACGGUAAGUUUAAUUUGAAUAGGUUCCAUAUAACAACAAAAAGAGUCCAUCACCUGCUCAUCUCCAUGAAGAUGCCAUUUCUUUGUUAAGUUCCACAGUGCGGAAUUAAACUGCUCAAUUAUACGUUAUGUCUAUGCGAGGGGAAAAAAAUUCUGACUGUGAGCGGGGGGGGGGUCACCUCUACACAGAUCUGACCUGUAACUUGGCCUUGGCUUCUUCGAGAUGAGUUGAAUGGGAAGCAGGUUGUUGACCCAUAACCGCAAAACGUUCCGCAGUGCACCUUUUUAGCGGAAUUAUUGAAACGCGUCAGCCGUUCACGAAGUUGUUACCGGACGAGCAAACGCACAAACGUCGCCUCAAAACGUCUGAAUCGCGUUAAACUCGAGUCUCAGUCCGGCCGUGGGGGCCCCGUCUGUUCCUCUUUUGUUCUUGCUGCUUUUUGGGUUGAGUUUUGACCCGAAGUGAAGGGUUUUUGGAGCAGAAAAAAGCUGCUCAAAUAUUCUCAUGUAAAGUGUGUUUCUGUCCACUGUGUCUCAGCUUCAUGUGCUGCAGGUUUUCAUUAAUAAAACAUUUCCCUGUAAAAAAAAAAAAAAAAAAA
Messenger RNA from Periophthalmus magnuspinnatus, 4230 nucleotides. RefSeq names its product serine and arginine rich splicing factor 2a (gene srsf2a). Bases 235 to 873 code for a protein of 212 amino acids. The transcript is spliced from 3 exons. The record is from RefSeq and is a predicted model, not a curated record. Lineage: Eukaryota; Metazoa; Chordata; Actinopteri; Gobiiformes; Gobiidae. Gene Ontology annotation, molecular function: RNA binding.